AGGCUCCGGGGUGUCCGGGGGGCGCGGCGGGGCCGGGCCAUGCCAUGAACGGCUAUGCUGGCUGCGAGGCGCCCGGCACAGACAGCCUUGCGUCGGGCCUCGGGGUGCUGGUGCGCCUCCCCUUCGAGCUGAGCGCCUGCCUCGCGGCAGAGCUGCUCGCCCUGCUGACUCUGAAGGUGGACUCUGGCGUUGAGCCCCUGAGGCCACCGAGGACAUCGCCAGCCAACCUGCAGGAUGAAGAUCAUCCGCUGGGGACGCUGUACAUGUCGUGCCAGCCGUUCCUGCCCGUUUUCCAGCGGUCGAUCUGCGAGGGGAUCCGCUCCUGCCGCGACGGGCUUUGGGACUCUUAUGAGUCUCAGGCCAAGGAUGGCGUGCGGAUUCACCGGCUGGUGUCGGAGACGAACUGGCACAAGGUGGUCAAGGAGCUUGCGCGGUGGCUGUACGAGCUGCUGCAGCUGCUGACGAGGGAGCGCAUCCGGUGGUUCCUGACGCAGAUCGUUUACAUUGCCUGGGGCAUCGUGGC
This is a messenger RNA of Prorocentrum cordatum, 523 nucleotides long. The record is from the annotation of a GenBank genome assembly. NCBI's taxonomy places the organism in Eukaryota, Dinophyceae, Prorocentrales, Prorocentraceae.